AUGUGCAGAUCCGUGUGUCUCCUCGCGCUCCUUGUUGUAGUCAGCCCAACUGCUGAAGCGUUGGACAAUGGUCUGGCACUGAAACCCACAAUGGGCUGGCUGCACUGGGAGAGAUUCAUGUGUAACGUCGACUGUGACAAGGACCCCAAUAACUGCAUCAGUGAGCGUCUGUACAUGCAGAUGGCAGAUGUGAUGGUGAAGGAGGGCUGGAAAGAGGCUGGUUACGAGUACGUCUGCAUCGAUGACUGCUGGCCCUCCCACCAGCGCGAUGCCAAGGGCCGCCUGCAGGCAGACCCCAAAAGAUUCCCGGGGGGCAUAAAGAAACUGGCCGACUAUGUCCAUUCUAAGGGGCUGAAGCUGGGUAUCUAUGCAGAUGUGGGAAAGAAUACCUGUGCUGGAUACCCUGGUAGUCUGGGUUACUAUGAGACAGAUGCUCAGACGUUUGCUGAUUGGGAUGUGGAUCUGCUCAAAUUUGAUGGUUGUUAUAUGGACUGGCACUUGGUGGGAGAAGGCUACGUCAACAUGUCAAAAGCACUGAACAAAACCGGAAGUAGUAUCCUGUACUCCUGUGAGUGGCCUUUGUAUGAGUGGCCGUUCAAACAGCCCAACUACACAGCCAUCCGUGAGACGUGUAACCACUGGCGCAACUUUGCUGACGUGUACGACUCAUGGAGCUCUGUCAAGUCCAUCUUGGAUUGGACUGCUUCUCAUCAAGACGUUAUUGUCCCCGCAGCGGGACCUGGAGGCUGGAACGACCCCGAUAUGCUGGUGAUUGGGAACUUUGGCCUGAGUCAUGCCCAGCAGGAGUCUCAGAUGGCAUUAUGGGCCAUAAUGGCAGCCCCUUUGCUCAUGUCUAAUGAUCUGAGGGACAUCUGUCCUCGCUCCAAGGAACUGCUGCAGAACAAACACAUUAUUGCCAUUAGCCAGGACCCACUGGGCAAGCAAGGAUACCGCACCGCCAAGGUGGACAAUUUUGAGGUGUGGGAAAGGACUUUGUCCAAGAACCGACUGGCUAUCGCUGUGCUGAACCAGCAGCAGAUUGGUGGUCCCCGAGGGUUUGUCAUCAGAGCGGCUCCUGGCUGGAAGAUCUGUAACCCCCAGUGUAACGUCACACAGAUCCUUCCUCAGUACAAGGAACUGGGUGUUCAGACUCCACAAACCGAAAUGGUUAUAUCUGUCAACCCUUCAGGCACUGCUCUACUAACAGUCACUCCCAUCAGCGACAUUACAGGGCAUAAGCUGUACUGGAAGGGCGCCGCUGUCAAACGCGAGCGAAACACUAGUUUGUAGCCCUCGGGUGGUUAUACACUUUGUCCACACCAUUUUGAUCAAAGUGGAAAUAGUUGACCUUUUUAACCUUUGAUAUGUUGCUUUUGGUAAAAUGUGCUUUUAAAAUUAAAGGGGGAAAAGUUUUAUAGUCUAGUUCGCUUGAAUAAGCCUGUAUACUAUGAUGAUUACAGUAUACCUGCAACUUUAUAUCAUGUUAAAUAAAAUCAUUGGGAAACAGAACACUUGCUGUGAAUUGUCCAGACCUGGCUGCUAAUGAGCUUAAAUUAUCUUAAGAGACCAGUUUGAUUUGACAAGUAUAUUAAAACAGGAGGUGAAGGAAUGGGCCAAAGUAUGUUUUAAUACAUUUAUUGAAAACUGUGACAACUCCUCCAGAAGACUAGCCCACAAUUUAGAACUGGAUGACCUGGCCCUGUAA
Messenger RNA from Etheostoma cragini (Arkansas darter), 1705 nucleotides. It is a transcript of the gene gla, whose product is annotated as galactosidase, alpha. The record is from RefSeq and is a predicted model, not a curated record. Gene Ontology annotation, cellular component: cytoplasm. Lineage: Eukaryota; Metazoa; Chordata; Actinopteri; Perciformes; Percidae. Gene Ontology annotation, molecular function: alpha-galactosidase activity. Gene Ontology annotation, biological process: glycoside catabolic process; oligosaccharide metabolic process; glycosylceramide catabolic process. The coding region runs from base 1 to 1290 and encodes 429 amino acids. The transcript is spliced from 7 exons.